This is a messenger RNA of Python bivittatus (Burmese python), 1657 nucleotides long. Its product is annotated as serpin B10-like. The record is from RefSeq and is a predicted model, not a curated record. Gene Ontology annotation, molecular function: serine-type endopeptidase inhibitor activity. NCBI's taxonomy places the organism in Eukaryota, Metazoa, Chordata, Lepidosauria, Squamata, Pythonidae. Gene Ontology annotation, biological process: negative regulation of endopeptidase activity.
CUUCACGACACCCCAGCCCAGAGGAAGAAGCACAUUAAUCCUAGCAACUCCAGGGCAUAGGGAAACCUGAGAACUCUACAUUUGUGGGGAAAACCAGGGAUCUUUUCUCAGCAGCCUCCACAAAAUACAAUUUUCAGGAUUAUUUGCAAGGAACUACAAACAGUACAAUACUGAUACAAGGGUGAGGUGUUGGUAAUGGAUUCCCUCUCAAUAGCCAAUGGGAAUUUUAUUCUGGAGCUUUUCAAGAAGCUGAAUCAGUCAUCACAAAGCAAAAAUAUUUUCUGUUCUCCUUGGAGUAUCUCAUCUACUCUUGCCAUGAUCUAUCUGGGGGCAAGAAAUAAUACUGCAACCCAGAUGGCCGAGGUGCUUCAUUUCAACCCAACAAAUGGAACUGAAAAUUUUUCACAGGAGCCGGACCUUAGCCAAGAUGAAACCCUCCACAGGGCGUUCCGGGAACGGAUCUCAGAAAUCAACCAACCCAGUAGCACUUACUUGCUUAAAAUUGCCAGUAGGCUCUAUGGAGAAAAAACAUUUCCGUUUAUUAAUGAAUAUCUGCAGCAUGCUAAGACAUAUUAUCACGCAGAGCCACAAUCAGUUGAUUUUUUAAGUUCUGCAGAACGAGUCAGAGAUCAGAUCAACUCAUGGGUCGAAGGACAAACUAAAAACAAAAUCAAGAAUCUGUUGCCUAAAGGUGCUGUUGAUCCUCAGACUGUAUUGGUCUUAGUAAAUGCCAUUUACUUCAAAGGAAGGUGGGAGAAAAAGUUUCCAAAAGAAAACACCAUGGAGAAGCCCUUCAGACUGAAUAAGAUCCAGUCAAAGCCUGUACAAAUGAUGAUGGUAAAGAAUAAGUUUCCAGCAUUCUAUGUUGACACACUACAGGUCUUUAUUGUAGAACUUCCAUAUGUUAACAAUGACCUCAGCAUGCUCAUCCUUCUUCCAGAGGAUAUAAGAGAUGAGACUACUGGUCUGGAGCUGCUGGAAAAAGAACUAACUUAUGAGAGAUUAUCAAUAUGGACCAGUCCAGAAAUGAUGGAAGAACUAGAAGUGGAGAUUCACUUACCCAGAAUCAAACUGGAAGAGAGUUACAAGCUCAAGUCUACCCUGAGCAAAAUGGGAAUGAAGGAUGCCUUUGAUCCCAACCAAGCAGAUUUCUCAGGAAUGUCAAUCAAAAAUGGCUUGGUUUUGUCUGAAGUAUUUCACCAGUCCUUUAUAGAGGUCAAUGAAAAGGGUACGGAAGCAGCCGCUGCUACUGCAGCACCUGUUGAAUUUAGGUCAUCUUUACGGGCUGUCCAGGUCAAAGCAGACCAUCCCUUCCUUUUCUUCAUCAGGCACAACCAAACAAAAAGCAUUCUCUUCUUUGGCCGGUUUUGUUCUCCCUAGGAUUUUUUUAGUUUCUCCAGUUUUACUCAGUGACUCUUGUGAAGUUGAAAUCUGAAAUGCACUUAGCCAGGAAAACUCAUUGAAAUCAGCAGAGCUGAUGUUGGAGCAAAAAUGCUUAGGAGCAGGUUGAAGAUAUUACAAGCACUAAAUCUAGGCCAAAUGUUUUUAAGGCAUUACAGUCUGCAUACUAUCCUGCAGCAGCCCACCGAACUCCUGUGCUCCUUCUCUACACCGGGGUUUCUCAACCUUGGCAACUUUAAGAUGUGUGGACUUCAAC